CUGCCCACGAGCUGCUCCGCCCCAUUGGCCGGUCCGAGCAGUCCGUGCGUUCAGGCCGCCGGCUUCGCCCUCGCCAUGGCUCCGUGGCUGCCCCUGCUGUCCUUGCUCGGACUGCUCCGGGGCGCUGUCUCCGCCCCGCCCCGCCGAGCUGCCGACGCUCAGGCCUGGGAGCCCGUAACCCCCGAGCUGCUGCGGCCCGCUCGCUUCGCCCUGGAGACCUACAACCGCGGCCGGGCUGCCGGAGCGCGGGCAGUGCUGGGGGCCGUCAGCGGUCGUGUCCGUCGAGCGGGCCGGGGAUCGCUGUACUCCCUGAAGGCGACGCUGGAGGAGGAGCUGCCCUGCAGCGAUCCCAUGACGUGCCAGCUCCCUGUGUCUAAGAGAACCCUGCUCUGCACCUUUGAAGUCCUGGAUGAGCUGGGAGAGCACACGCUGCUGAGGGGGGACUGUGGCCCCGCGGAUGCCAAGGUUGCAGAUGACAGAAACGAGACUUUCAGUUCAUUCUUUCCACUGCUGAACAAGGACCCCCUGCCCCAGAACUUUUCUACGGAAAUGGUUUCGCUCUUCAAGCACUUUAUCGCCACCUAUAACCGGACAUAUGAGACAGAGGAGGAAGCCCAGCGGCGCAUGUCCAUCUUUAUGAAUAACAUGGUACGAGCUCAGGAGAUCCAGGCCCUGGACCGUGGCACAGCUCAGUACGGAGUCACCAAGUUCAGUGACCUCACAGAGGAGGAGUUCCGCACUCUCUACCUGAACCCCCUCUUGAAGGAGGGGCUUGGCCAGAAGAUGCGCCCAGCCAAGCCUGUGGAUGACCCCGCCCCGCCCGAGUGGGACUGGAGGAAUAAGGGGGCUGUCACCAAAGUCAAGAACCAGGGCAUGUGCGGCUCCUGCUGGGCCUUCUCGGUCACAGGCAAUGUGGAGGGCCAGUGGUUCCUGAGGCAGGGGGACCUGCUGUCCCUCUCUGAGCAGGAGCUCGUGGACUGUGACACGCUGGACAAGGCCUGCAUGGGCGGCUUGCCCUCCAACGCCUAUUCAGCCAUAAAGACUCUGGGAGGGCUGGAGACGGAGGAUGAUUACAGCUACCAUGGCCACUUGCAGACCUGCAGCUUCACUGCGGAGAAGGCCAAGGUCUACAUCAACGACUCAGUGGAGCUAAGCAAGGAUGAGCAAAAGCUGGCGGCCUGGCUGGCCAAGAAGGGCCCCAUCUCCAUCGCCAUCAACGCCUUCGGCAUGCAGUUCUACCGCAGGGGCAUCUCCCGCCCCCUGCGGCUCCUCUGCAGCCCCUGGUUCAUUGACCACGCUGUGCUGCUCGUGGGCUACGGCAACCGCUCCGAUGUGCCCUUCUGGGCCAUCAAGAACAGCUGGGGCACUGACUGGGGUGAGGAGGGCUACUACUACUUGCAUCGUGGGUCCAGGGCCUGUGGUGUGAACGUCAUGGCCAGCUCGGCGGUGGUCGACUAAGGAGCACCAGCUCAGGACCUGGUGCUGACCGGGGCAGCCCCUCCCCCAGCCUGGCCUGCAUGUCCAGGCCCCUGUCCAGGAGACACAGCUGGCUGAGGGGUGGGCGCCAGGUACCUCAGGGUGGGCAAAGGACACUGGGCUAGGGGUACAGCCCCUACCCCCCCGCUCCCACUCUGGGGUUCCCCAGCUGCACCUUUGUUGAGUUGUGGUAGCUAGGAGGGUGUUGGGGUGAAGGAUGAUGUUUGGGUGGUUAAAGCUGAGGCUGGAACCCUGGGGUUGGGGAAGGAACAGGUGGGAAGCAGAUACUCUGGUCCUAAAUCCAGCUUGCCCUCAGCAGGCUCUGGCUUCCCGCCCGGGCUUCCCCUGUGCAAUGCUGUAAAUUCCGGACCCCCUGGACUUGGGGACAGUGCUCCCUUUCAUGUCUAGACAAACUGUUGUAAGCACCCUCGUCUAACAGCAAUAAAGAGGUGUCCUCCGCUCCA
Phyllostomus hastatus (greater spear-nosed bat) is the source of this 1940-nucleotide messenger RNA. RefSeq names its product cathepsin F (gene CTSF). Gene Ontology annotation, molecular function: cysteine-type endopeptidase activity. Gene Ontology annotation, cellular component: lysosome. Lineage: Eukaryota; Metazoa; Chordata; Mammalia; Chiroptera; Phyllostomidae. The coding region runs from base 76 to 1458 and encodes 460 amino acids. The transcript has 14 exons. The record is from RefSeq and is a predicted model, not a curated record.